Messenger RNA from Nelumbo nucifera (sacred lotus), 1707 nucleotides. Its product is annotated as inositol-tetrakisphosphate 1-kinase 1. Gene Ontology annotation, biological process: inositol trisphosphate metabolic process. Gene Ontology annotation, cellular component: cytoplasm. Gene Ontology annotation, molecular function: inositol-1,3,4-trisphosphate 5-kinase activity; magnesium ion binding; ATP binding. The record is from RefSeq and is a predicted model, not a curated record. NCBI's taxonomy places the organism in Eukaryota, Viridiplantae, Streptophyta, Magnoliopsida, Proteales, Nelumbonaceae.
CUGUUUUUCAUUUCAACAAGAAAAAAAAGCCCUAAUUUCUCUCUCGUCCGAGCUAGCCCCGAGCCCCGAGGUUUCUCUUCUCCAGAUUUUGAAUCUGGUUUCUAUUUCUCGAUUUCUGGUAUGAAUGUUCAUGCAUUUCUUCCAUCUAGGCCAUUACAGAUCGAAGGUUUCGAGGAAGAAGGAUGUCGGAUUCAUCGAGAAGAUAUCGAAUAGGAUACGCGUUAGCGCCGAAGAAACAACAGAGCUUCAUCCAGGAUUCUUUGGUGAAUCUUGCAAAAGAGAGAAGUGUCGAUCUCAUACGAAUCGAUACUGAUAAGCCCUUGGUGGAUCAGGGCCCAUUCGAUUGCAUCCUUCACAAAUUGUCUGGCGAAGAAUGGAAGAAACAGCUCGAGGAUUUCUCCUCGAAGAACCCUAAUGUCUGUAUAAUUGAUCCGCUGGAUGCGAUUGAGAGGCUUCAUAAUAGGAUUUCCAUGCUCCAGGUGGUGUCCGAAUUGAAAAUCCCCCAGGAGAAUGAGACUUUUGGAAUACCUAAACAGAUUUUGAUCUAUAAUUCGGAAACGUUACUGGAUGCAGAUGCGCUGGAAGGGUUGAGGUUUCCGGUGAUUGCCAAGCCGUUGGUGGCUGAUGGAAGUGAGAAGUCACACAAGAUGUCGCUUGUGUUCAAUCGUGAUGGUUUCAGCAAGCUGAAACCACCUAUUGUCCUGCAAGAGUUUGUUAAUCAUGGUGGGGUGAUCUUUAAGGUCUAUGUUGUCGGGGACUAUGUGAAAUGCGUGAAGAGAAAGUCGCUUCCUGAUGUAUCGGAGGAGAAUCUGGGGAGUUUGGAGGAUUCAUUAUCUUUCUCGCAGGUAUCGAACUUGACCACACAAUAUCGAAAUAACGAUCACUAUUAUGAGAAUAUGCAUUUGGAAAAUGCUGAGAUGCCCCCACUGAGUUUCAUUACAGACAUUGCAAGAGGAUUGCAACGGGCCAUGCGAUUGCAUCUUUUCAACUUCGAUGUCAUCAGGGAUGCAAGAGUGGGGAACCAUUACCUCGUAAUUGAUAUCAAUUACUUCCCAGGUUAUGCAAAAAUGCCGUGUUAUGAGGCUGUUUUGACUGAUUUCUUCUGGGACAUCGCUCACAAGAAAGAAGCAGUGGAAUUUAACAAAGAAGAGAAAUCAGAGAUGGCUUCUGAUUGUCGGAAGUUGCCUAGCUAUGACAUGGAGGAGAGAAAGAUUGUAAGCAACACUUAUUGUAGUGAUGAAACUGAUGGGGCCUAGCCACCUUCGCCUAUGUCCUUGGAACUGGAAGAAAAGCAGAACAGGUUUCAAGUCUGAAAACGAUGACAGGACAUGCAAGUGGCUUGUUGGCUUAUCGGCUUGAAGAGGGGACUAAUAGGUUUUGCUUGAGCAUCUUCAAUGUCCUUAUCCGCUAUGCCUGCCAAUUUCAAGGUGGAUUGGAGCUAGCGGCCUACAACUAUUGAACUGCAGUUGGCUUGGUGAAUCAAUAAAUAGGUUGUAUGCUUCGUAUUUCUGCCUCUCGACCAGUUUCCUUGAUAUUUCAUUUCGAUCUUGUAUAUUCAGCCAUUGUGCUGGAAAUAGGUAUUCCUCAAAUACUGAAUUUCUAGGAAGGUUGAAGGUGUAUUUCGAGGCUUAUGAAUUCCCAUGCUUACAAGCUGUUUUAGUAAGUGCAAAUAUUGGCACCUUUAAUGCAUGGAUUUUUUUUUUCUCA